AUGUUAAGUAGAAGACUAUUCCAAACAAUAUUACGUUCAUCACGACCGAUUCGAUCACACUUGAUCGAUAGAUCAUUAACUAGUUCAAUUUGGGUUCCAUGUGUUAUAUCUACAUCAAGAUUUGUAACGUCUUAUCGUAAUCAAACAGAAAGUACCGAAGAUUUUGCUCGGAAGAAAUUAACAUCAGAUGGCAAUCGAAGGAAACUGAGCAACAAAGUGGCGACGAUACCAAAUGUAUUAUGUCUUUUCAGGAUUGGACUGACUCCUGUAAUAGGAUAUUUGGUUGUAACAGGAUCAAAUCUAACCUCACUAGCUGCGUUUGUUACUGCUGGAGUAACAGAUUGGUUGGAUGGCUAUAUCGCUCGAAAUUUUCCGGGCCAAAAGUCGCUUAUUGGCAGUAUAAUUGAUCCUUUGGCUGAUAAAUUACUUAUCACAACUUUGUUUAUUACUCUCACUUACGUUAAACUUCUACCAUUACCUCUCACGAUAUUGGUUAUAUUGCGCGACAUCGGUUUGAUUUUUGGAGCUGCCUUUAUCAGGUAUAAAAGUAUGCAAAGACCUGUGACGUUGCUUCGAUAUUUUAAUUUAUCUAUUUCUCCACUUCAAGUCAAACCGACAGUUGUAAGUAAGAUAAAUACGGCGCUUCAGAUGUGCACAGUUGCUAGUAGUUUGGCAGCUCCAGCCUUUAAUUUUAUUGGUCAUCCUUUUUUGAAUUAUAUAUGUCUGACUACUGCUGCAACAACGAUAUUUUCGGGAUUGCAGUAUGCAAGAUUGUCCAGAAUAAAACCAGUGGAUAAAAGUUGA
This is a messenger RNA of Thelazia callipaeda (thelaziosis nematode), 804 nucleotides long. The record is from the annotation of a GenBank genome assembly. NCBI's taxonomy places the organism in Eukaryota, Metazoa, Nematoda, Chromadorea, Rhabditida, Thelaziidae.